GUCACUCAGUACAACCCCGCAAGACUACAACAAGGCUGGGAGUGGGAGGGAGGACUUGGGAAGCAAAACAUGGCGAAAUAACAAGUUUGCCCGUACGCCGCAGUUUGAAGCUGCACCGCAUAUUGCAGUGUUGGAGUACAACAACAAGUUCCGAAUAUUUCGGACGCUGGAGAACGAAAGCAACGCUUAACUUUAAAGCGUCGAGGGCCCCGGUUUACAAGUAUUACGGUGGCUGGCGAGAACGUAGUGCCUGCCUGUCUGCCUGCUUGUGUUUUCCCCGGAAGGUUGGCAGUGCUAGGCGCGACUGUCAAAACAGAAAAUGGAUUAAGAAGUUAAGUUUAUUCUGGAAAAGAAUGUUUAGGUUGCUAGCUUAGCCACGUUAGCUAACCAGUUAACAUUAACGUCGGGUUUGACGGAUCGCUCACACCUGACUCUGUAGUUAUUCAGAUUAUCGUGCGCCUUUGCCCCGAAACUGGGUAAUAUUUAAGUCGUGUUAACAAGUUGGACAACUGCAGUCGCGUAGAUUCGUGUCUUAACCGAGGACAUUAUUUUAAUUUUCCGCUCCAAUCCAGUGGUAACAUUUUGAGAGGACGUCUAUUUUAGGCUAAUAAUGCCCGCUUGACAGUCGGUUCUGGUGCGGACGGACCCGGACGCCAUCACAUCAGACGUUGCGUUCUCCUUAAAAAAACAACCAUUGCGUUGCUGAGCAGUAAAUGUUAUUUUUACUUUACCAAACAUUACAAGGAAUGUCUCAGCGGCAGUGGUAGUUUUUUCCCUCUUCAUUUUCUCAUGGAUAACAUUAGCUGUAAUGUUACACAGCAGCAGUCAAAAUGAACGCAGCAAGGUGUCCAACAACAUUGGAGGUGCAUCGCAUUAAAAACCUGCCAGUUGUUAGAGCGGUGCCGAUGGCCGGCUAAUGGUGACGUUGACAUUUUGUUGAAAUCUCCUACUUUAAGUUGAAUGUGUUUAUUUUUUUUGUUCAGAUAUCGCUACCCGAUUUUUCCUCUUAAAACAACUGCGGAUAACAUCAUAGAUCUGGGCUAGAGUUGACGUGAGCUAGCCAGCUGGGUGCGUCUGUGGCAGCUCUAUCUGCGAUGUGUCUGCUAAUCUAAAUGCUACCGUGUUCAGCAACAAAUCAGCACAUUGCAAAGCCCGCUCCCUCUGUUUUCUCUACAGUAAAGCCAUUUUGUGCUCGCUUAAACAGCCACUUCAAAUUUUUCCCAAGCACUUCUUGUCAAAUAAGUGGCUAACUUGUUAGCUAACGUGAUAAGUUUCGCCAGCUAUGUCUGAAAACGCCCCCACACGAAGCCUGGAUGACAUAGACCUCGCAGCUCUGAGGGAUCCAGCAGGGAUCUUUGAGCUGGUCGAGGUCGUCGGCAAUGGGACAUAUGGGCAGGUGUACAAGGGCCGUCACGUGAAGACGGGCCAGCUGGCUGCCAUCAAGGUGAUGGAUGUUACAGAGGAGGAGGAAGAGGAGAUCAAAGCAGAAAUCAACAUGCUGAAAAAAUACAGCCACCACCGCAACAUAGCCACGUACUACGGUGCCUUUGUCAAGAAGAGUCCACCAGGACACGAUGACCAACUCUGGCUGGUGAUGGAGUUUUGUGGGGCCGGGUCAGUGACCGACUUGGUGAAAAACACCAAGGGCAGCUCUCUGAAGGAGGACUGGAUUGCCUACAUCUGCAGAGAGAUCUUGAGGGGCCUUUCUCACCUUCACGCCCAUAAAGUCAUCCACAGGGACAUCAAGGGUCAGAAUGUGCUGCUAACAGAGAACGCCGAGGUCAAACUCGUUGAUUUCGGGGUGAGCGCUCAGCUGGACAGGACCGUUGGGCGUAGGAAUACCUUCAUUGGCACACCUUACUGGAUGGCACCGGAGGUCAUCGCCUGUGAUGAGAACCCUGACUCCACCUACGACUACAGGAGUGAUAUCUGGUCCCUGGGGAUAACGGCCAUUGAGAUGGCAGAGGGAGCUCCGCCAUUGUGUGACAUGCACCCAAUGAGAGCCCUCUUCCUGAUUCCCAGGAAUCCCCCGCCUAAACUUAAAUCCAAAAAAUGGUCCAAGAAAUUCAUUGACUUUAUAGAGGGCUGUCUGGUGAAGACAUACACCAGCCGACCAUCCACAGAACAGCUGCUCAAGCACUCCUUCAUCAGGGACCAGCCUACUGAGCGCCAGGUCCGAAUUCAGCUCAAAGACCACAUCGACCGUACUCGCAAGAAGAGGGGAGAGAAAGAAGAGACAGAGUAUGAGUACAGUGGCAGUGAUGAGGAGGAUGAAAAUCGUGGAGAUGACAGAGAGUCAAGCUCAAUCCUCAAUGUGCCUGGUGAGUCCACCCUGAGGCGGGACUUCCAGCGUCUGCAGCAGGAGAACAAAGAGCGCUCCGAGGCUCACAAGAGGCAGCAGGCCCAACUGGCAGCUCAGCGCAGGGACCCUGAGGAACACAAGAGGCAACUGCUGCAUGACCGACAGAAACGCAUCGAGGAGCAGAAGGAACAGCGUCGCCGACUUGAGGAGCAACAGAGAAAAGAGCGAGAGAUGGUGAGGCAGCAAGAAAAAGGUCCCCAUCGGAGACUCGACGAUAUGAGACGGGAGGAAGAUAGAAGGUUGGCUGAAAGGGAGCAGGAGUUUAUCAGACAUAAGUUAGAAGAAGAGCAGCGGCAGUUAGAAAUCCUUCAGCAGCAGUUGCUUCAGGAGCAGGCACUGCUUAUGGAGUAUAAACGCAAGCAACUGGAGGAGCAGCGUCAGUCAGAGCGGCUGCAGAGACAACUGCAGCAGGAGCAUGCUUACCUGGUGUCCCUGCAACAGCAGCAGCAGGAAAAGAAGCCCCAACUCUACCACUAUAACAAAAACCUGGAGCCCAACAACAAACCUACUUGGGCCCGUGAGGUGGAGGAGCGGAGUAAGCUCAACAGACAGGGCUCACCCAAAAUCUGCACCACAGUCUCUGAUACUGCCAUCCAGUCACGCUCAGACUCAAUCAGCCAGUCAGGAGUGGGCCAGUCUUCUCAGACCCCACCAAUGCAGAGGCCCGUUGAACCGCAAGGGGGGCAGGGCAAGUUCCAGAUGGCUCACUUGGUUCCACUGAAGCCUUAUGCUGCCCCUGUCCCUCGCUCCCAGUCCCUCUGUGACCAGCCCACUAAGACCAUGUCCGCCUUCCCCACCCAGGACCCUUCCCUUACCCCCACACCUCGACCCAUCCACUCUAGAGAGCUGGUGCGUCAGAACUCGGACCCCACCUCUGAGAAUCCGGCACCACUGGUACACCAAAUCAGAGAGGAUCGCGGCCCCUGGAUACGCCUUCCAGAUGUGGAACUCCCACCCAAGAUUCCCCAGAGGACAGCAUCUAUUGCCACAGCUCUCAACACCAACCUGACCUCUGGCAUAAGGCAUCCAGUGAGAGCCAGCAAUCCAGAUCUCAGCCGCAAUGAUCGCUGGGAGAGAGGAGACAGUAUCAGCAUCAUCUCCAAUCUUCCACAGACCGGCUCUCUAGAGAGGCAUCGCAUCCUCAGUUCCUCCAAAAUGGAUUCACCCAUGCUGUCCCAUGACAGUCGUCAUAAGCCCGGGGAGUCUCGCACCUCUUCUCGCCCUGGGCGCCCUGCUGACCAUGGCCUCUUUGCCAAGGAGCGCGCUGAGGAGCAGCCGAGGCCCCCAGUCAAGGCCAACGAUUACUCCUCUUCCUCAGAGAGCAGCGAGAGCAGCGAGGAGAGCGAGAGCGGCGAGGGAGCAGAGGAAGAAGAGAGCCCCACAGAUCGUCACAGGGAUGCAGACACUGAUUCAGUCAACACUAUGGUGGUUCAUGAAGACGAGGGCGAGGGGGGAGAAGGAGAGCAGGCUGGAGGUUAUGGGGAUCAGACCAUGCUGGUGCAGAGGACUCCAGAGAAGCGGAGCCAUAAUGGAUACACUAACUUGCCAGAUGUGGUGCAGCCCUCCCACUCCCCCACCGAUUCAGCCACUCACUCCUCCCCAGGGAAAGACUCUGUGUAUGAUUAUCAGUCCAGAGGUUUGGUGAAGGCAUCUGGAAAGUCCUCCUUCACCACCUUUGUGGAUCUGGGCAUGUACCAGUCACCAGGAAGUACAGGGGAUAACAUGUCCAUCACUGGCUCCAGGUUUGAGCAGCUGAAGAUGGAAGUGAGAAAAGGAUCCAUGGUGAAUGUAAAUCCCACUAACACACGCCCCCCCAACGACACACCCGAGAUCCGCAAGUACAAGAAGAGGUUCAACUCUGAGAUCCUGUGUGCUGCUCUCUGGGGUGUGAACCUGUUGGUGGGCACAGAGAACGGUUUGAAGCUGCUGGACCGUAGUGGUCAGGGCAAGGUUUACCCCCUCAUCAACUCCCGCAGGUUCCAACAGAUGGACGUCCUGGAGGGCCUCAACCUGCUCAUCACCAUAUCAGGCAAGAAAAACAAGGUGCGUGUCUACUACCUGGCCUGGCUGAGGAAUAAGAUCCUUCACAACGACCCGGAGGUGGAGAAGAAGCAAGGCUGGACCACUGUGGGCGAGAUGGAGGGCUGUGUGCACUACAAAGUGGUGAAAUAUGAGAGGAUAAAGUUCCUGGUGAUUGCUUUGAAGAAUGCAGUGGAGGUGUACGCCUGGGCGCCCAAACCUUAUCACAAAUUCAUGGCUUUCAAGUCAUUCGCAGACCUGCCACACAGGCCUGUCCUCGUCGACCUGACGGUGGAGGAGGGUCAGAGGUUAAAGGUCAUCUACGGUUCCUGCGCUGGCUUCCACGCCAUCGACGUGGACUCCGGAAACAACUAUGACAUUUACAUCCCAGUUCAUAUCCAGAGCCACGUGACACCGCACGCUAUUGUGUUCCUGCCUAGCUCAGACGGCAUGGAGAUGCUGCUGUGCUAUGAGGAUGAGGGCGUCUACGUCAACACCUACGGACGCAUCAUCAAGGAUGUCGUCCUGCAGUGGGGAGAAAUGCCCACAUCUGUUGCUCAUAUCUGCUCAAAUCAGAUCAUGGGCUGGGGGGAAAAGGCCAUUGAGAUCCGUUCUGUGGAGACGGGCCAUCUGGACGGUGUCUUCAUGCACAAAAGAGCUCAACGGCUGAAAUUCCUUUGUGAGAGGAAUGACAAGGUGUUCUUUGCAUCAGUGCGGUCUGGAGGCAGCAGCCAGGUGUACUUCAUGACCCUGAACAGAAACUGCAUCAUGAACUGGUGAAGGAACAGCAGCUCCGGUCAGUGUGCUGAACCUAGCAGGGGGUUUUGGAGAAGGAAGUGCAUCGGAAAUUCUCGCAAAAAAAGAAACCCCUACAAAAAACCGCAUGCACACAACACCUCUCUCUCUUUUUCUCCAGCUCGCUCUCACUCACGCACUCAUAUUCCGAAGACACACACACACGCACACACACACACAAACACACAUGCUGUAAUACACAUAAACACACACACACAAUCUCUAAAUCCAUUCCAGCCUACACUCCUUAAGAUACAGUUUCUGCCGAGGCCCCCUGAUAACAUUCUCCCUUGAAUCAUAAUGAAUAAUCACUUAUGAGCUUCAAAUGUUAAUACCAUCUAUUAAUUUGUACUGUAUAUAUUCUCGUCUUGAUUUACUUGGUGGACCUGUGUUCAGACGUAACUAUUUAGUUUCUAAUCGUGAAGUACAUAUGUUAAAAAAAAAAAAACAUUCCUUGAUGGUUAUACAGUACAUUUUGAGGAAGGCAUUAUUUACCAAUACUGUAUGUGGAAAUGAAGCUGUAAAUAGAUAGCACCUGACAUUUAGAUUUCAAUCAUUUGCAGGCCUUUUACAGUAUAUAGCCUCCAUUUAGUGCGUUGCCACAGGACACACAUAUGUCAAAUAAUAAAAAGCUGGCACACUCAUCUGCAGCGGCUUGUGGACCCCCAUUGUUUUGGGGCUCCUACAAUUUCAGAGAGGCUUAAAGGAAGACAAAAUAUUCACAAAGGGAUAUUUGAGUCAGGACAAAGUAGUUCAUUGAAAUAUCUUUAGUUAUCUUCAGCAGACGGUAAGCUAAAGUCCUGCGUUCACCAACCGUUUUCUGGCCUCAAUGGCAAACAAUGUUGCAACUCUUGAUCACGACACGUGCGCCUUGAACGCUUCAAAAGCGAAAUACAUUCAGUUUAAAAAUGAAUAGAUAACAAAAACAAUCAGAGGUUUCAUACAUGUGCAUUACUCAAAAAGUAGUAUCAGUACUGUGAAAUCUCCUGCUUUAAUUUUUUUUUCUCUGGUUUAGCUGAAACCAUUAAUUAUUUGACUCAUCAGGCUUGUAUCUAAACUUAUCUUGUUUUCAUAGAUUUACAAUAAAAACAGUGUAGUGAUUCUGUAUUGGUAUUAACCUACUGGUAUUCUUACUUUUACUCUACUGUAAUUAUAUUGCCAUUAUAUUGCAAUAUACACUAUUCUUGUGGAGUCUUUGUUUGAAAAGGGGAGUUGUGCAUUUGGCUGGUUGUGUUAGGGAGGAUGAUGACAUAGCUUUGGAGGAGAGAGAGCGGGACCAGACGUUUGUCAGUAAAGGAGGACGUUCGGAGAAACGUGGUGGGCUGGUGUCACAGACAUUGUGAUGAUCGAGGGAGAUCAUUUUCGGUGACCCUCUUAUCGCAGUGAUCUAUUCUACUGUAUAAUAUUUCAGUUCUAUUUCGUUAGUGUGACUCUUUUGUGACAAGUGUUUGUCCAGGGGAUUGCAAUAGAACAGCUCGUAGUGCUUUAAAGUCGAUAUUUGUCUCGGGCCAGUGGAAAGACUUAAUUUAGGGUGUCUCUGCAAUACAACAGAGGACUCCGUCUCAUCGGACACUUUGGAGAACAUGGCUGGAACACAUGAGACUUAAUAUAUUUUAUAUCUAUACAUUCUGCCAAAGUUCACAGGAUAUUCUGCAACGGGGGUAUGAAUCGAAGCCAAAGGGUGUAAGAGAGCUUAAAUGACUAGAAACUCAUCCUGCAGAUCACUAAACAAAAUUUCCCUUUCAGUACAUCCAAACCAUACAUUCAAAACGCCUGCUGAAUUCUCAGUAGUACCAUAUCCGCUGCAUAAGGGAAAUAACUGUGUGCUCCCAUACUCCAAGCAGUAUGGUAGAAGUGCUGCAUGAGGCAGUGUUAUCAGGAAAUAGCUCGGGGAUUUUCUGAAAGCAGUAGAUAGGUCAACACAUGAAUUAAGCUUUUUGUUCAGUGAUUCACAAAGCUGCAACAACAGCGUGCUGCCGCGCCCUGUCGACGUCAACAAGUUGAAAGUCAAGGUGGUUUUCUCUUAUCAGCACAGAGUCAUCAGGAAGGUAUUUCUGAUCAAGAUAGUUCAUCAGCUUCUAAAUAAACGCUGACAUAAAGAAUGGGACUGUACUUUUUUUUUGUAAAACUGCCAAUAAAAGCUUUUGGAUAUUCUGAAGGGAAUCUUGGAUUAGUGAUCAACAGGAUAGUCUGAUUAAAGUUGCCCUUUUAAAGCUGAGGAGAUAUAUUUUAUAUAGUCAAAGAGAAAGCUAUUAAGACUGCAGUUUACGUUCAGGGCAGAGAGCUUUUAUUCUAAGAUGAUAUAAAUAGAUGGUUAAUUUAAUGGUUAAGAUUAUAAAACAAGCUGUACAUGGGCAUGGAAAGCACUUUCACGUCAGUAAACGUACAUUUACGAAUAUAUCGAGCAGAUACUUUGGUGUGCAUGUAAGCCAUUGAAAUAGAGUAUAUAGUACUGUAUCAAAGUUUUUUUCCCCUUUUAGCGAGUGUGUUUUUAUCCUUGGGUUCCUGUUCUUUGUGUUAUGUGCCAUGACGUGUGUUCAUUUCAAAACGUCACAGUCGCAAUUACACCAGGAGCUCUGGCACCCGUGCUUUUUACGGUCAAGUCAUUCUUUUUUUAUCAAUCUGCCAUGUUUACAGUUUAAGCAGUGCCUUGGAGUUGGGAAGGUGAGAGGUUUUAGGAUGGGUUGUGAGCCCCCCCCCUUACCCCGCCCUGCACACACACACACACACAACUGGUCUCUUACUUGAAAUCCCAUAAAGAAGAGGCACAACUACAUUUGCUCCCUCAUUAUGAUUAAUGUCUUGUGCCAGUUAAAAGUGCACUUAAGUUAAAUCCAGAACAUCCAGUAGAUACACUUGAAAUGCGUUUUUGACACACAUACAACACAUCAAAUGAUUAACAGACAGUAAUCAAUUCAGAAGGUUGCAAUAACAAAUAAGUUAUUCCAAUGAAUCCAGUGUAUUAUGUAAAGGAUCCACUCAGAACGGGAGCCAGCAUAGAGAAAAGCCAUACGUAUGAAACCUGUUCGUUGUAGAAAACUUAAUUGUACUCGUGCACAGAUCAGAUUAAACUCAGUAUGUGAUGUAGGCUCUUGCAGCAAAGAUGAGGUUAAGCGCUUAUUCUUUAAUGAUGUUGAUCGUGUAAUCUUGUAGUGGGGAAAGUAGCUUGAUAUAUUCUGAGAAGCCUAUUUUAUAAAAUAUGUAAAUUAGUCUAUAUUGAGAGAUUAAAAAAAAAGUGAAUGUACAUCUAUAAGACAGAUUUGUAUUUAUAUAAAAAUGUGUACCGCUCUAUUAAUCAAAGCACAAUGUAUUUUACGGCAGAGAGAUCAAAAUUAUAAGAGUGUAACAAAGAGACGGAGGUUUUUUUCAUUUUUUUUCUCAUUCUAGCGGCCAUCGGUGUGUUAUAAGUGUAGUAGUAGCUGACAGCCGAGGACAGACUUUCUGUUGCAUUAUCCAGACAGAAAACUCUUUCCUGUCUUCUUGUCACCAUAAGAGUCGGCUGUGGCUGUGAUUCAGACACUUAUUAAACUGGUGGUGACUCACAGAUCGGUGUUGGAUCUGGCCUCGGUGUAAAUUGCCUGUUCGGGGUCGACAGGGAAACGUCACACAGGUGGCACAGUGGUGAUGUGAGGGGCAUAAUGGCCCUCGUUCAUGAGGUUAUUUAAUAGCUCCUGGCUUUGGGGUUAUAUCAGGAAAAAAAGGCGACAUAUAAAGAAUGAACAGCGAGCGGUCACAAUCACAGAAUGCAGACAAAGACAAUUAGUAAUAUAUCUUGAUAAUGUCAGUUUUAUGUGUUUUUGUCAUCAGGUAUGAGUUCUGAAGUGUCUUUUUAAUACUGAGGUGGUGCACCAAACACUACAUACAGAGUGACGGUCGGGCUUUUCCUCUGCCAUUUUGCUUGCAGCAUCUCACGUGUUGCCUAGUAACAUCAUUCAGUGCGCUUUUUUUAGAAGAAGAUGUAGGAGCUAAAAAUCUCAUUUGGCUUUCUAAUGUUGCCGAGUUUAUUUUUGAAAAUCUGCCUCCCCAGACACACACAGACACUGAUCACUUUUUCACUUUGGUAUUGUAUAACUGAACAUUUGACGACACCGACAUGACAAAUAUAAUCAACACAUCUACCGACAUAAAUAUUAAAUGUACUUGAAAUACUUGGCUGUAUUUCUACCUUGGCUGCAGUGCACAAGCUUAGUGUCACACAUUGACAGUUAUACAAGAUAACUGUAUAAGUACACUGGAGAUAUAUACACAGCUAAAUACUCAAUAAAAUACUAUUUGUGCUGCUUUUACAGGAAUAUUCAAUCCAUGUAAAAGAAAGUCAUCAUUAAAAAAGAACCAUAUCAUAUUUAUUCUAACAUCUUUAUUUCCUUAUUUGUGUUGACUGUUCUUCUGGAUACAAUUUCAAGUGAAUUCUUUGAUGUGAUUUGUAGUAACAUCAGACUUUUAUGAUCAUUGUUUUACCAAUAAAAAAUAAUCUCAAAACUAGCUCCUAAAUCUUGUGACUCAACAUCAUAACCAAUGCCUUGUAAUAAUCAUCUACAUUCAGUUUUUGGAUGAAGUAACAAGUCAUCACUUCCAAACAUGAAGUUUGUUGCCUCAUUUGAUGCACCUGAAUUUCUUUGAAUGGGUUGCAGGUUUAUGACACAGAAAAAGAGGCUCUGCUUUGGUGAUUUUCCCUAAAAGCACCCAAAGUGUUAUUUCAUUUUGUGCCAAGAGCCAUUAAAACUCCUGAACCUCAACAACUCACUUUGUGUCAGUCUGACCGCAAGUGAAAGCAGAUUUGAUCGCUGAAUUCAAGUAACUGCGCUGAGGCAGCCGAGAUGCACAAAAACGAGUUUGCUGUCAGGAGGAGAGAGGCACCACUCAGUUGUAAGUGGAGAGCUAAAGGUGUAGAACAUCACCCUGAAAGAUGAGAACAUUUCUUUUUUUUUAAUAAGCAAUACAAGCAUUGGAACAAAUCAAACGCUGUGGCUGUCCAUCUCAGUGUGACUUGUGAUUCUUCAGUGGCCUUUGGCAGACUGAAUGUAGGCUGGUUUGUGUGUUGCUUGCUACAGAAAUUGUUCUUGCUUUUCUUUUCUUUUUUCUCUCUCUUAAUGUCUGUAAUCACAAGAAACAACAGCUUCUCUCUGUCAGUUUAACACAAUCAACUGUUGGGAUGCUCGUUCUUGUUUUGCAGUGAUGAAAUCCCAGAAAUUGCCUUUAUGAACUUGGAAGUGAACAGACGAUAGAUAAUAUUCAUAGCUUGUAUUUCUAAGUAUAAUCAAGUAUGAAUGGAUUAGCAGCUGUAGCUGGGUGGGAGUGAGGCAGAUCAUACUCGGGGAGCUCAGAAACAGAUCUUUGGACAGAACUACAAUAUCUAUUAUUCUUUUUCAAUAACUUUUUUUUUUUUAAA
Messenger RNA from Scomber scombrus (Atlantic mackerel), 10565 nucleotides. It is a transcript of the gene mink1, whose product is annotated as misshapen-like kinase 1. NCBI's taxonomy places the organism in Eukaryota, Metazoa, Chordata, Actinopteri, Scombriformes, Scombridae. Gene Ontology annotation, molecular function: ATP binding; protein kinase activity. The transcript is spliced from 31 exons. Gene Ontology annotation, biological process: protein phosphorylation. The record is from RefSeq and is a predicted model, not a curated record. The coding region runs from base 1283 to 5161 and encodes 1292 amino acids.